Messenger RNA from Eremomyces bilateralis CBS 781.70, 384 nucleotides. RefSeq lists its product as uncharacterized. The record is from RefSeq and is a predicted model, not a curated record. The transcript has 3 exons. Gene Ontology annotation, biological process: mitochondrial respiratory chain complex III assembly. Lineage: Eukaryota; Fungi; Ascomycota; Dothideomycetes; Eremomycetales; Eremomycetaceae. Gene Ontology annotation, molecular function: ribosome binding. The coding region runs from base 1 to 384 and encodes 127 amino acids. Gene Ontology annotation, cellular component: Cbp3p-Cbp6 complex; mitochondrion.
AUGUCUCGACAGGCGAUCGCGAGGCAUUAUGCCCGAAUCUCCAGCCUCUGGCCCACCGAUCCUCUCCGACCCCAAAUCACCUUCCAAUCCGCCAUCCAAUUCCGCGAAUCCCUCGCAUCCCCCCAACCCGCGGCCGAAAGCGUCCAGUCAUCCACACCCGCCGCGCCCCUAGACGGACAGCGGGAAUUAAGAAACGCUAAUGCGUUAUACUCACUACUUGAUAACCGGUAUAUGAAGAAGUACCCAAUCUCGAAAGACGUCCUGAAACCAAAGUCGAACGUUACGUAUUACGAUGAUCUCAUAAAGGAAUUGGAGAUGGCGCCGAGGCGGAAUUGGUGGGAGAACUUCGUUACGAACCUUCGCGGGAAGAUUAGGUUUUCGUGA